Molecule: messenger RNA, 2013 nt
Organism: Acanthaster planci (crown-of-thorns starfish)
Lineage: Eukaryota; Metazoa; Echinodermata; Asteroidea; Valvatida; Acanthasteridae
Product: metalloproteinase inhibitor 3-like
Biological process (GO): negative regulation of membrane protein ectodomain proteolysis; negative regulation of endopeptidase activity
Cellular component (GO): extracellular matrix
Molecular function (GO): metalloendopeptidase inhibitor activity; protease binding
Source: RefSeq, a predicted model, not a curated record
AAAAGCAUAUAAAAGAGACUGUGAACAGCCAACCUUAGUCAGUGGUAUCAACAGAGUUGGCUGAGAACUUGAUUUUAACAGUGCACUGGUUUUGAUGCAGAUGAGCUGAAUAUUUGAAUUGAUUGCAGUUUUACAUCGUCUAAGAGGCCAGUAUGACGCGUUCAUCCAAUUUAAUUCCUGUGCCUUUACUGGCGUUGGCAUUGAUUGUUGAGCUGUGUCCAUCAGUGUUGAGUUGUUUGUGCCAGCUAUCCCAUCCACAGAAACAGUUCUGUGAUGCUGACUUGGUGAUCGUAGGUACGAUUCAAACCAAGCAGUCCUUACAUGGACCCCCUCAUCCAGCCAUUCUGCCCGAUGAACCGACCAUCAUAAGCUACAAGAUUCAAAUCAGUAACGUCAAGAAGGGACAAAGAUAUGCCGGGCAGCUGUGGAACGUUCAAGAUAAUGAACUCAUUGUCAACACAUCAGCGACAACAGUGUCCUGUGGAGUACCAUGGCUUGAAGUUGGCCAGCGCUAUGUACUCACUGUGACACUAGUGAAAGGCAAAGCUUCCCUUUUGUAUUGUAACUUCCAUCGCACCUACUCGGAGCUAACCGAUAUGCAGCGGCGAGGCAUAAAUGGAGCCUACAGCAGGGGCUGUGAACCACAAUGCCAGAUUUACACUUGUCGCCCCUAUGGUCACUGUCCUUCGACCACAUCUAACAUCACCUGUAUCCAUGGUAACCACCAAACCAAUAAAGACUGUUACUAUCGCCAUGGUUACUGCAGGGCCAAAUCAGCUGGAAAGUGCAGCUGGAAGACGAGUCCUACCUUCAAUGCAUGCAUCGACCAAGAAUGAACUGGAAGUGUUGAAGUUAUUUUGUUUGGACAUAUGUGACCCACAUGUGGAAUACUUCUUCUGGAAAUGAUGCCUGUUCACAAGGCAUAUUCAGACCAUUUUUCUGAAAUCCUAAUCUCAUGUAUUGUUGUUUUAUUGGCCUCCAUUCUCAGGCAAGUCCACUGUGAAGACAUAUUCUGAAUUGGAGUGAUUCCAAUACCUCUAAACUACCAUUAGAGCCUUAUAGAGGUCCAAAACAGCAGAAGUGCAUACAUUGUAAGAAAAGGUCAACACAGUGACCAUAUAUAGUUGUAAAAUCAUUGUAUCGUGUCCCUGCUUUCACAACCAAAUCCUGGAACUUCCCUCUUCUCGUUACUACACAGGUUCAUGUGAUCAUUCAAAACUUGUUUCUGUCCUUCAACUUGGGUCUAUCUUACUUGCUGGAUGUCUGCUUUCUUUGAAGAGUUGGAGCUGCUGAAGCAUUGCAUAGUUACCGAUGUUGACCCUUGAUCUUGAAAAAGACCUUUUUGUGGAUAAACACUGGAGUGCACUGUAUUGUGAAUUGCUCCUAUUCAGACCAUCAGUGUUUAUUUUGUUUAAAUACAAUCCCUAACCACGCUAGGGCUGCUUCCACAAGGGAGGUAUCUGUGAAAAACUCCCAACACACCCAUGUUACCAUACCCUCUCCCCCCCCCCAAUUUUUUUAAGCAAAAAAAAAAAUCAUCAAAAUUAUGUUUCGUUCUUCGUGAAAACGCAGUCCAAAUCCAAAAUUUACACAAGAUUAUUGUCAUUAUGAAAGGUGAUGAGUGUACAGAAUGUAUCUUUAAUGUAGUAAACAACAGAAACUAUUCAUAGCCACUAAUAACUACCUUUAGUGGGGUCAGGCCAACCACAAAUGUAGGCACUUUAAUGUUUAUAUUCAAAAUUCUGUCAUUCUUAUAGAAGAAAACAGAUACUGACUUGACUGAGUUAACAUAAAAAAGAAAACAUCAUUGAUGUAUAGACAUUAGUUUUCAAAUUUAUACAAACUUUUACAAACUCUUCCCAAAGUAACCGAAGAACUUUUUAUCGUAAUCACAUACAAUAUGUUAUCAGAAUAACUAUUUAAAACAAUGUCAUAUUGAAUGACACUGUGACGGUGUACUACAAUGUAGUUUUCUUGGAAAUUGAAAUAAAAUUAAUACUCUCACUCACUUAA